Colletotrichum fioriniae is the source of this 1362-nucleotide messenger RNA. The record is from RefSeq and is a predicted model, not a curated record. Lineage: Eukaryota; Fungi; Ascomycota; Sordariomycetes; Glomerellales; Glomerellaceae.
AUGACCGUCUUGAUGCCCAUAAGCGCUGCGUUCAUUCAUCACGCUAGUGCCUGGGUUGACGACGCCUGGGGUUUCAUGAUCGGCUGGAACUUCUUCCUUUUCGAAGCGCUUCUCAUCCCAUUUGAGAUCACAGCUUUGAAUAUGGUCUUAACGUUUUGGAGAGACGACAUCCCUUCCGCUGCGGUCAUUACCGUUUGCAUUGUGCUCUACGCCCUUUGCAAUGCACUCAUGGUCAAGUACUUUGGUGAAACAGAGUUUUGGCUCGCAGGGGGCAAGCUUCUUCUCAUCGGAAUACUCUUCUUCUUUACCUUUAUCACCAUGGUUGGAGGUAACCCACAACGUGAUGCAUAUGGAUUCCGUAAUUGGUCUAAGCCAGGCCCUUUUGUUGAGUACAUUGACGAGGGCGACUUGGGUCGCUUCCAUGGGUUUCUCGCCGCACUAUGGCAAGCUGCUUUCACCAUUGUCGGCCCCGAAUACCUAGCCACCGUUGCUGGCGAAGCGCAGCGGCCUCGCACAACCAUGAAAGCAGCCUUCAAGUCCGUGUACUGGCGAUUCGGAAUCUUCUUCGUUGGUGGCGCGCUGUGUGUUGGCAUCGUCCUGCCGGCCAACGACCCGACACUUCUGAGUGUCCUGAGCUCAGGCGAGACGGGCACCGGAGCCGCCUCACCUUUCGUCAUUGCCAUGAAGAACAUGAAUGUCGGAGUUCUCCCGCAUUUUGUCAACGCUCUACUGUUGACGAGUAUCUAUUCGGCCGGGAACGCUUACGUCUACUGCUCUUCUCGCAGUCUUUACGGGUUGGCGUUAAAUGGCCACGCUCCGAAGUUUCUUACCAAGUGCACCAGGCAAGGUGUUCCCAUCUACUGUCUUGGCUCUGUGAAGGUUUUGACUUGGCUCACAAAUCUCAUCACUGGCGGAACUCUGGUGACUUACAUCGUCAUUUGUGUCAACUAUCUCUUCUUCUAUCGAGCUUUGAAAGCCCAGAACUUCAACAGAUCCGAUCUCCCCUAUCGCGGAUAUCUCCAGCCUUAUGGCACUUGGGUUGCUUUGGUCUGGCUCAUGGCGGUGGAGAUCUUCUAUGGAUAUGCCAUCUUCUUACGGGGCCGGUGGGAUACUGGUAUCUUCUUCAGCAAUUACACCAUGGGAUUUCUCGCGAUCUGUCUGUUCUGCGGCUGGAAGAUCCUCAAGCGCACUAAGUUCAUCAGGCCCGAGCACGCCGAUCUGGUUUGGAUCCGCCCGACAGUCGAUGAACACGAAGCGGCGAUGGCGGGUAACGAGAAUGAGGUCGGGCUCCGCAGACGCCUAGCGCAGAUGGUCAGGGUCGACUUGAAACUCAGUCGGGCGUCCCGGAGCCCUCGGGUUUAG